AUGCUCUCGCUCCAACACCAAUCGCAGGUCGGCCAUGGCGGCCUUGGUCCGAACGGACAGGGUGGCCACGAUGAAGGGAGCCACCGAGGCGGAGGAUCGGACGACCAUCUACAGCAUCAUCAACAGCUCCACCACCCCCAGGGCGGCCACGAACAGCUCUAUGGAACCCACGGCGCGCAACAGGGCGCACCCGGGGUAGAGGGCCACGGGGGCCACCCUGAAGAUGGCGGCCACCACGGCGUGCAUGGCUACCCAGAAGGCCUGCCCUUCGGCUACCCGCCUCAGAUGGCAGGCGCAGAGGGUCUUGGUUCCCUUCAACUGGCGCAGAUGGGUUCGCUCAUUCAGGGCCAGCAGUACGCCCUCUUGCCAAGCUCUGAGGACGCGGUGUACGUUAAUCAGAAGCAAUAUCAUCGCAUCCUCAAACGACGUCAGGCGAGGAUGAAGCUCGAGGCCAGAUUCAAGGUCAUCCCGCGCAAGGAGUGGCUGCACGACUCGCGGCACCAGCACGCCAAGAACCGCAUGCGCGGUCCAGGCGGCCGCUUCUUGAGCAAGGAGGAGCGCGAGAAAAUUCCUCGCCGAACGGAGCACACUCAGGCUCCUCGCCAUCGUCGCCGGCCAACUACCAGAGCUGAUGAUGGCGCUGUCCGCUCACUUGCUCGCUACCACAGGCGAGCCAGGCCAGCCUGUCCAUCAGGCCUGCCCCUUGUUGUGCAUCAUUCUACACCACCACCGUCAAUGGGAGGAGGCUGGCUCUUUAGCCUUUUGUACAUAUUUGCGCGAGGCUUUGUGGUUGAGCCAGAGCCCUUUCCUCCUCAAUGUCACACCCCCUAUUUAAUCCAACCUUGCCAUUCAACAGAGAGAUGA
This is a messenger RNA of Acanthamoeba castellanii str. Neff, 864 nucleotides long. RefSeq names its product CCAATbinding transcription factor (CBF-B/NF-YA) subunit B domain containing protein. The transcript is spliced from 4 exons. Gene Ontology annotation, biological process: regulation of transcription by RNA polymerase II. The record is from RefSeq and is a predicted model, not a curated record. The coding region runs from base 1 to 864 and encodes 287 amino acids. Gene Ontology annotation, molecular function: DNA-binding transcription factor activity, RNA polymerase II-specific; RNA polymerase II cis-regulatory region sequence-specific DNA binding. Gene Ontology annotation, cellular component: CCAAT-binding factor complex. NCBI's taxonomy places the organism in Eukaryota, Discosea, Longamoebia, Acanthamoebidae.